Homarus americanus (American lobster) is the source of this 471-nucleotide messenger RNA. Its product is annotated as proline-rich protein 2-like. The record is from RefSeq and is a predicted model, not a curated record. Bases 1 to 471 code for a protein of 156 amino acids. The transcript has a single exon. NCBI's taxonomy places the organism in Eukaryota, Metazoa, Arthropoda, Malacostraca, Decapoda, Nephropidae.
AUGAGGGACCACCAGAGACCACGAGGGACCACCAGGGACCAUGGAGGACCACCAGAGACCAUGGGGGACUACCAGAGAUCACGAGGGACCACGAGGAACCACGGAGGACCACACCAAAGAGCACUAGGGACCACCAGGGACCACGGUGGACCAUCAAAGACAACGAAGGACCACCAUGGACCAAGUAGGACCACCAGAGACCACAGAGGACCACCAGAGAUUACGAUGGACCACGAGGGUCCCCACAAGGGACCACAGAGGACCACCAUAGGCAGCGAGGGACCAACUAGGACCACAGAGGACCACCAGAGACCACGGACGACGACCAGAAAUCACGAGGGACCACAAGGGACCACGGAGGAACACACCCGAGACCACAAGGGACCACCAGGGACCACGGAGAACCACCAGAGACCACAAGAGACCACGAGAGACCACGGAGGACCAACAGAGACCACAACGGAACACUAG